AUGGCUGAAAGUCAGGAGAUGACUUCCACUGAGGGGAUGUCUGCUGCCGACACAUAUCCCAGAAAAAUAAUGGAAUAUAUGGAAGGAUUUCUUGUCUCAAAGACUCUGUUCACAGCCUGUGAGCUGGGUGUGUUUGAUGUGCUGCUGGCUGCAGAGCGCCCCCUGUCUGUGGAGGAGAUAAGUCAGGAGGUGGGAGCCAGUCUGGAUGGCACAGAGAGGCUGCUGGCCGCCUGCAGGGGCCUUCAGCUGCUCAACACACACCAGGACGAUGGACGAGUGCUUUACAGUAACACAGAGCAGGCCAGAGUCUACCUGACCCGCUCCAGUCCUGUAUCUCUUUUCCAGUCCAUCCAGUACAGCUCAAAAACCAUCUACUUCUGCUGGCACUACCUGACCGACGCUGUCAGAGAAGGAAGCAACCAGUAUGAAAAGGCUUUUGGAGUCGGCUCGAAGGAUCUGUUUGAAGCUCUCUACAGGUGUGACGAGGAGAUGGUGAAAUUCAUGCAGCUAAUGAACUCCAUUUGGAACAUCUGCGGUAAAGAUGUGGUCACAGCCUUUGACCUUUCGCCUUUCAAGGUUAUCUGCGACCUUGGAGGCUGCAGUGGAGCAUUAGCCAAACAGUGCACGUCAGCCUACCCAGAAUGCACUGUAACGAUCUUUGACCUCCCCAAGGUAGUGCGUACCUCAAGGGAACACUUUGUCAGCGAGGCCGACCUGAGGAUAAGCUUCCACCAAGGGGACUUUUUCAAAGACCCCCUGCCAGAGGCUGACCUCUACGUCCUUGCCAGAAUCCUCCAUGAUUGGACAGACGAACGCUGCAUAGAGCUUCUCAGUCGAGUCUAUGAAGCCUGCAAACCAGGAGGCGGCGUAUUGCUGGUGGAGGCGUUGCUCCAUGAGGACGGCUCUGGCCCGCUGACGGCGCAGCUCUACUCCCUGAACAUGCUGGUGCAGACGGAGGGCAGGGAGAGGACAGCUGCCCAGUACGCUGCCCUGCUGGCAGCUGCCGGCUUCACCGACAUCCAGCAUCGUCUGACCGGGAAGAUCUACGACGCUGUGCUGGGACACAAAAAGACAUAA
Messenger RNA from Pleuronectes platessa (European plaice), 1077 nucleotides. RefSeq names its product acetylserotonin O-methyltransferase (gene asmt). The record is from RefSeq and is a predicted model, not a curated record. The transcript is spliced from 8 exons. The coding region runs from base 1 to 1077 and encodes 358 amino acids. Lineage: Eukaryota; Metazoa; Chordata; Actinopteri; Pleuronectiformes; Pleuronectidae. Gene Ontology annotation, molecular function: O-methyltransferase activity.